UUGCAAAGCCAGACUUUAGGGAAAAGGUUUUUAGCUGGGAGGGAGUUGUUCCCCAGGGGAGGGGACUCCUGGAUCACGUCUAGUUGUCUAGCUGUGGAAUUGCUGAUGUGUAGUGGGGAAGAGACCCAAGCCACACAGUCUGUGUCUGUGUCUGUGUGCCCCCCACAACCAGUCCCUUGGCUCCCAACAUCAGCAAGCUGAUAACUUGGGACACCCUGCCCUGAAGAAGCAGCUGAUGCCUCUGCCCCUCAGAAGCUUCCUGUCAGCCAGGCAGACAGACAUUAAAGAGGAUGUGGGCACAGCCUGGGAGGUGGCACAGUGGCUGGAGCACCUGACUCUCAAGCAUGAGGUCCUGAGUCCCAUCCUAGGCAUCACAUGUACCAGAGUGAUGUUCUGCUUCUCUUGUUCUUCCUCUUUCUCUUUCUCAUAAAUAAAUAAAUGGGUCAAAAACCGAAUCUAAAAAAAGGUGUGAGUUUUGGGUGGGGGGCAGGCUGUAAGGUACUACUAUGGGUCUGGGGAGACCCCCCACACACACAAGGGCUUCCAGAGGCCCUUGCUGGAGGGUGGAGGGAGGCCCUGGGUUGGGGCAGCCUUAGCCCUUUCAUUUCCACUCCUCUGAUAAGUGAGCAAGAGGGGAAUGGGGUGGGUGUGAGAAGAGGGAGAACAAUAUUUUUAUUUCCAACACAGAUAGAGGUGGGGGCAGCAGGAAAGAAUAGGGUUUAGGACACCUUUGAGACCAGCACAGAAAAUCCCCACUGGGGCCCAAAAUAGUUCUCAGAGCCGAUGCUGGGCCAAAUCAGCCUUAAUUGAGCUGCUCUCUCUUCUGGACUGGAGCUGGCUUUGUUCCCCUGGGGUGACAUUGUCCCUUGGGUCCCUGCCCUGGCUAAUUAAACAGAGAGGCCCUGGUCUCUGACCACGGCGGGAGCCUGGGAAGCUCAGCAUGGCAGCCCAUGGCAGAGCUCUGCCUGAGCAUUCUAGAAGGCCAGAGAUGCUGACCAGGGGCCAGGUGGGUGACAGACAGGCAGACAGGCCUGGUCUUGCUGACUAACACUGUGGCCUGUCUCUCUGGAUGCUGGAAGGGCCAGUGAAGCGAAGCCAUCACUUCCUGAGUGCCUGCUCUUGUUCUGGCCACUGGGUGGUCUUCCUUACUAACUGCCCCCACACAGGCUGCCAAGGAAACUGCACUACAGAGUAGUGACCUGCCUGAGGUCACAUAGCAUCCAGAGUGACAGUGGAAUCUGUUAAGACUCCAAAUCCAGGGGCCUGGUGCUGGUGCUUCUGGUUGAGUGCACAUGUUACAGUACGUGAGGACUUGGGUUCGAGCCCCUGGUCCCCACCUGCAAGGGGAAAGCUUUGCAAGUGGUGAAGCAGGGCUGCAGGUGUCUGUCUCUCUCCCUUCCUGUCACCCUCUCAAUUUCUGGCUGUCUCUAUCCAAUAAAUAAGUAAAGAUUAAAAAAAAAAAAGAAUUAAAAAAAAAAACAGACUCCAAAGCCAAGCACUGUUGAUGACAUAGAGUCUAGACCUGAGAGGUGUCACAGGAGUGAGUAUGAACUCUCUUCAUUCCCCCUGCCAUGGGGAAAAUAUGCAGACAAAGUCUUCACCCUGGACUGGCCACAGUGGUUAAACUGCAGGAGACAGGGAGGGGAAGGAGGAGGCCCCUAGAGGUUAGAAAGUGCCUGGGCCACCCAGAGUGGCUGGCUCAGAGACAGAGCCUGGGGCUGGUGGAGAAAAGCAGAGAGAUUGUGGUAUCUGUGCUGUAUCAGUGUAGGGUUUCUUUAUUUGAAUGAGAGAGGGUGGCCCCAGUCUGCAGGUGGAGUGGAAUGUGGGUGUUUAUUUUCCUUCACCCCUGAAAGCCCUGUUUCAGCUCUGGCUGAUAGUGCUGCUGCCUUAGAGGGUGCCCAUGCCAGGGGUCUACCCAGGUGGGCAGUCAGAGGGUAGCACCAAGUGAGGCCCCCCAUACAGCCUCUCAGCCUACAGCCCCACAACCAGUGGGGGAUAUCUGGGACAUUCCCCACCUCAAAAAAAAAAAAAAGCAAGGGGCGGAAACCUGACACCCCUCAUUUCCUGCAGUUUGGCCCCUGCACCAAGUCAUUGGCUGCCUUAUCUCCUGGCAGCUGUGGGUUGCUGGGAAGGCAGGGUAGCCUUCCUGAAUGACAAACAAAACAAGUCUUGCUCACAGGCAAUGGGAGACUGGCUGGGCCUGCCUGGCUCCCUCUGUUUCAGCUCCUGGCGGGGGUUGGGGGCUGGGGGCUCUCCUGCUUCACCCAGCAGGCACUGUCUUGUGCUAAGGGGCCUGCAAAACCAUUGUAGGACAGAUGUCCCUGACACGAGAUAAGCAGCCCGAGUCAUGCAGUCUUUUCGAGAAAGGUGUGGUUUCCAUGGCAAACAGCAGAGCUACCAGCAGACUGCCCCGGAGACAUCACGCCUGGAGAGCUACCGGCAGCAGGGCCCGGGGGCCGGGCUGAGCUGUGAGCGGCAGCGGCUGCUGGCCAAGGACUACUACCCACAGCCCUACCCAGCCUACGAGGGUGCAGGCACCCCAGUGGGCACAGCGCGUGCCACCAAGGGCCUGGCCUCCUCCCAGCAGAGUCUGCAGGCCCGGCCAGCCUUCCCUGGCUACGUCCAGGAUAGCAGCCCCUACCCAGGUCGAUACUCAGGCGAGGAGGGCAUGCAGGCCUGGGGGGCACCCCAGCCUCCACCUCCCCAGCCGCAGCCACUGCCUGGGGGCGUGGGCAAGUAUGAGGAGAACUUGCUGAAGAAGACAGCUGUGCCCCCUGGCCGGCAGUACCCAGAACAGGGGGGCCAGCUGCCCUUCCGGACCCACUCCCUGCAUGUACCCCCACAGCUGCCGCAGCAGGCCCCACAACCACAGCCCAUGCCUGGGUACCCUAAGCUCCAGAGGCAGAAACUGCAGGGUGAUCUGGCCUCACCGCAGCUGCCCUUCCCGCAGGGUAGCCACUUCCCCCAGCACUCCCAGUCCUUCCCUGCCUCCUCUACCUACUCUUCUGGUGGCCCUGGCAGUGGGCAGGGCACCCACUCCUACAAGAGCUGCACGGCACCCUCAGCCCAGCCCCACGACCGGCCGCUGGCCACCAGUGCCAGCCUGGCCCCGGGGCAGCGGGUGCAGAGCCUCCACGCCUACCCAGCUAGCCGACUGGGUUAUGAGCAACAAAAGCAGCAGCAGCAACAGCAAGCCCUGCAGAGCCGACACCAUGCCCAGGAAGCCCUCCACUUCCAGAACCUCGCCAAGUACCAACACUAUGGGCAACAGGGCCCUGGCUACUGCCAGCCUGAUGGUAGCGUGCGCACUCCAGAGCAGUACUACCAGACCUUCAGCCCCAGCUCCAGCCACUCCCCUGCACGCUCUGUGGGCCGCUCCCCAUCCUACAGCUCCACGCCCUCGCCGCUCAUGCCCAACCUGGAAGGCUUCCCCUACAAUCAGGCACCUCUCGGCUCUAGCACCUUCCCUGCCGCCUCUACUGCCGCCUCUGCCACCGCAGCCCCCACUGGCGGUCUGGCCGAACACAGCCACUUUAUGCCGCUGCUCAACCCUUCUCCAACAGAUGCAGCCGGGGGCUCUGUGGACACUGCACAGACCACCAACUGCAAGCCGCUGCAGAAAGAUAAGCUGCCUGAGAACCUGCUAUCGGACCUAAGUCUGCAGAGCCUGUCAGCAUUGACCUCACAGGUGGAGAACAUCUCCAACACCGUGCAGCAGCUGCUGCUCUCCAAGGCUGCAGUGCCACAAAAAAAGGCUGCCAAGGGCCUAGCCUCACGCACACCCGAGCCGCACAAGGGCCAGCACUGCAGCCCCGAUGCCAGUGGCUACUCAGCUGAGCCUGCGGGCACACCACUGUCAGAGCCACUGAGCAGCACACCACAGUCCACACAUGCUGAGCCGCCUGAGGCUGACUACCUGAGUGGCUCUGAGGACCCACUAGAGCGCAGCUUCCUCUACUGUGGCCAGGCCCGUGGGGGUGCCAGCCCAGGCCGGGGUAGUGGCGGCCCCAAGGCCAAGCCCGAGUCUGUGUCCACCUGCUCAGUCACCUCACCUGACGACAUGUCCACCAAGUCUGACGACUCCUUCCAGAGCCUGCAGGGCAGCCUGCCGCUUGACAGCUUUUCCAAGUUUGUGGCAGCCGAGCGGGACUGCCCACGCCUGCUGCUCAGCGCCCUAGCACCCGAGGACCUGGCCUCUGAGAUCCUGGGCCUGCAGGAUGCUAUGGACGACAAGGCUGACAAGACAUGGCCUGAGCCUCCCGGCCUGGCCAAGGACACUGACAAGCCCACCUUCUCUCUGGAGAACCACGGCACUUGCCUGGACCCUUCAACCAAGGGCACAUGGCCACCAAGGCCUGGAGAGCCUGAGGCCCUGCCUGAUGCCCUGCAACUGGACAAGAGUGGCAGCAGUACCAAGGACUUCAGCCCCAGCCUGUUCGAGGACCCCUCAGUGGGGUUUUCUGCCCCUGACCCCAAGAAGCCAGCUGGUACCCUCUCCUUUGGCCCCAAGACUGCCUCAGACCCCACCACUGCCUCGGCCUUUGACUGCUUCCCUGACUCGGCCACUGCUGGUGCAGUGGAUGGUACCAACCCAUUUGCCUGGCCCGAGGAGAACUUGGGGGAUGCCUGUCCCAGGUGGGGGCUGCAUGCCGGGGAGCUCGCUAAGGGCCUGGAGCCUGGUGGGCCAGCAGCAGACAGCAAGGAGAACACCCACGAGGCCCCUGCCUGUCUGCACUUCCCAGAGGAGGAGCCCCCAGGGGAGAAGGCGGCAGUUCCUCGGGACUUCAAGCAAGAGGAGGGAGGCGGUGUGAAGGAGGAGGUGGGCGGGCUGCUGCAGUGCUCUGAUGUAGGCAAGGCUGACCAGUGGCUGGAUGACAGCCGCCACUGCUGCCCUGCAGACUUUGGGGACCUGCCUCUGCUCCCACCUGCGAGCCGGAAGGAGGACCUGGAGGCAGAGGAGGAGUACUCCUCCCUGUGCGAGCUGCUGGGCAGCCCCGAGCAGAGGCCCGGACUGCAGGACCCAUUGUCACCCAAGGCCACAAUGGCCUGUGCCAAGGAGGAGGCAGGUGAGGCCCUGGACCCCAAGGCCAGCUGGGGCUCCCCAUGCCCCCUGUCGGGGGACUCUGUCCUCCUGCUGGGUCCCACCGUGGGCGCCGAGUCCAAGGUACACAGCUGGUUUGAGUCCUCCCUGUCCCAUAUGAAGGCAGGGGAUGCAGCAUCUGGCUGUGUGCUGACCACAGGGGAUGCUGCUACCCGGGUCCCUGAUUCCACCCUGGCACAGAAGCCUGAGGCACCUAUUUCCAAGAAGGAGCCAGUACCUCGUGGCAAGAGCCUACGCAGCCGGCGGGUGCAGAGGGGGCUUCCCGAGGUAGAGGACUCACCUUGCCGGGCACCAGCAUUGCCCAAGGACCUGCUGCUCCCUGAGUCCUGUGGAGGGCCUCCCCAGGCCCAGAUGGAGGGAGCAGGGGCUCCAGGCCGGGCACCCUCAGAGGGGCUCCCCAGGAUGUGUACACGCUCUCUCACAGCCCUGAGCGAGCCCCGCACACCGGGGCCCCCUGGCUUGCCCACCACCCCUGCGCCUGCAGACAAGCUGGGGGGCAAGCAGCGUGCAGCCUUCAAGUCAGGCAAACGUGUGGGGAAACCCUCACCCAAGGCCGCCUCAAGUCCCAGUAACCCUGCUGCCCUGCCCGUGGCUUCAGACAGCAGCCCUGUGGGCUCUAAAACCAAGGAGCCAGACUCACCAGGCCGCCCAGGCAAGGAUCAGCGCUCCAUGAUCCUGCGCUCCCGCACCAAGACCCAGGAGGCCUUCCACUCCAAGCGCCGGCGGCUCCCAUCCGAGAGCCGGCUACCUCCCUGCCGUGCCACCAAGAAACUGCUGACCAACCACCACCUGCCCAUGACCCCCACCACCACCACUGACGGCAGCCCCCCAAAGGAUGCCCGGGGGGGUCCACGGGCCAGGGUGCACAAACCCCCUACAGCUGCUGGUGACAAGCUCCCGGACCGGCCCCUGCAUGCACUCAAGAGGAAAAUAGGCUUUCCAGGCCCCGUGCCUGCCAAGAAGCGCAGCCUGGCCCUGCGGAGCAGCGGCCUCGGGGACACCAAGGAAGAGCAUGCCCAGGGCCCACACACCCUCUUCAAGAGGCUGGCCUCCCCCAAGAAGGCCAAACCCUGCCAGGCCCUGGAGGAGCCAGGUGCCAAGCCCCCACCUCCUGAGGGCCCAGAUCAUGGUCCCAAGCCCAGCUCCCGUGCCGCCUCCCCUGGUGCCAUGAAGACCAAGGUGCUGCCGCCACGUAAGGGCCGGGGGCUGAAGCUGGAGGCCAUUGUUCAGAAGAUCACCUCACCCAGCCUCAAGAAGUUUGCCUGCAGGGCGCCAGGGGCCCUGCCCGGCCACCCCCUAAGCCCAACUGGCCCAGACAAGGACCAUGGUGGGCCCAAGAGCACUGGGGGUAGCCCACUGGGGAUGGAGGAAGGCCUCUGUACUGUAGGUGCCAGGCAGAAGCUUCCAGGAACUCUGGGGCCUGAGCCAGUGUGCAGAGACCCUGCCAGUCGGCCCUUGAGGGGGAGACUGUUCACCAGUAAGAAGCUGGCUGCCACCACCACCUCUGCCACCUGUUUCCAAACAGAGGCCUUCAUGGCCUCCGAGACCUUGCCACCUGGGGCCGAGGGCCUGGCCCCCAGGAAAAGAAGCCGCAAGGGCAGGGCCCUGGGGCUCCCCAAAGGACCCCUGGAAAAGAGGCCCCACCUUGGCCCAGCUGGGCUCCUGGCUCCCCGAGACCAAGCCAGCAGUCAGGGGGGCAGUGAGGACAGCCCUGGGGGAGGCAGCAAGAAGCCAAAGACAGAGGAGCUGGGCUUGGCCCCCCAACUCCCUGAGGGCCAGUCCUGCCAGCCCCAGACCAGGGCGCAGAAGCAGCCGGGCCAUGCCAACUACAGCAGCUACUCUAAGCGGAAGCGCCUGGCACGGGGCCGGGCCAAGAAUGCCAGCUCCUCACCCUGCAAGGGGCGUGCCAGGCGGCGGCGGCGGCAGCAGUUGCUGCCCUUGGAUCCCACUGAACCUGAAAUCCGCCUCAAGUACAUUUCCUCAUGCAAGCGGCUGCGGGCAGACAGCCGCACCCCAUCCUUCUCGCCCUUCGUGCGGGUAGAGAAGCGAGACGCAUUCACCAUGGUCUGCACUGUCGUCAACGCACCUGGGGAUGAGCCCACACCCCUGCGGAAGCCUUCCUCCUCUGCCUCCUCUGCCUCCUUCUCAUCCUCGGGGUCCCUGCAGGACGCAGCUGGGGUCCUGCUGGCCACCCUGCCUGGGAGCACUGUCCCACAGCAGCGGCCAUUGCUGCCCCUUUCCUCUACCAUGCAUCUGGGACCCGUGGUCUCCAAGGCCCUCAGUACCUCUUGCCUUGUUUGCUGCCUCUGCCAAAACCCCGCCAACUUCAAGGACCUGGGGGACCUUUGUGGGCCCUACUACCCUGAGCACUGCCUCCCCAAAAAGAAGCCAAAACUUAAGGAGAAAGUACGGCCGGAGGGCUCCUUGGAGGAAGUGUCCCCACCCCUUGAGAGAACACUCAAAGGCUUCGAGUGUGUGGCUGCCACCACUGCUGCUGCCACCUCUGGGAAGCCCCCCAGACCUGAAGGCCCAGCCGACCCAAUCAAACAGGGUUCUCUGCGUACCAGCACCAGGGGUCUGUCACGGCGGCUGCAGAGCUGCUACUGCUGUGAUGGCCGGGGGGAAGGCGGCAGUGAGGAGGCAGCCCUGGCUGACAAGAGUCGCAGGCACGAGUGCAGCAAGGAGGCACCAGCUGAACAGGGUGGGGACACCCAGGAGCACUGGGUGCAUGAGGCCUGCGCUGUGUGGACAGCCGGGGUCUACCUGGUGGCGGGGAAGCUCUUUGGGCUGCAAGAGGCCAUGAAGGUGGCCUUGGACAUGACAUGUACCGGCUGCCAGGAGGUGGGGGCCACCAUCGGGUGCUGCCACAAAGGAUGCAUGCACACCUACCACUACCCGUGUGCCAGUGAGGCAGGUUGCAUAUUCGUGGAAGAUAACUUUUCUCUGAAGUGUCCCAAACAUAAGAGGCUGCCGUUGUAAUCCACCCAGCGGAGCCACUGGAGCUGCCAUCACCGCAGAAAGGAAUUGCACUGUGGCCUUAGAUCCUUGAUCCUAGGACCUGGAUCCUGGAUCUGGCUGCCCUGGGCUGCCAGCAUGUGACGUGGGCUGGAAAGCCAGAGACACCUGCACAGAUUGAAGGAGUUGGGGUGCUCCCACCCUCAGACCAGAGCCUGGUGUGCCAGGGACCCCACAAGAGUGACCAAAUUCCAUGGGGCCCUCAUUGAGGGUGGGGGGAGACCCUGAACCCAGGGGACGCUCUCCUCUAGAAGUUACAAAAUGACAUGGCACACAUUCUGUAGGGGUCGCUGCUACCAGCACUGUGCCUACAGCUGGGGACCUGGAAGCGCUGUGGGGAGCUCCUGACUCCACAAGCAAGGUGGGAAAGCUGAGACCCUUCUGGAGAGAUAGGGGCCAGAUGGGGGGGGGUCGCUAAGCUUUGGAUCAACAGUUCCCAGUGCGUCCAAGCACCCUGCCUACCUUGCCCUUGCCAAACCGGGAGCGGUUAUUCCCUCCCCAACCUGUCCCUUUCCAGGCCUCUCCCUGUCCCCUGGGUGCACAGAGGGGGAGGAGUGGCCACUAGAAGGCACUCCUCAAGUGGACACGUGCUCCUAGCACCCGGGGCCAGGCUCCCUCCUGUACAAACCCGUGUCCCCUCUAUAUAUAUGUCACAUAGAAUGUAUAUAUGUUGGGAACGUGCUCGCUUCCCUGCUGUGCUCACCUCAGCAUGGGCCCCGGGGAGGGGGCUCAAGCCAUGCCCCAUCUCCUGCAGCACCACCGGCCCCAGCCAGCCCCAGCCCGUCUGUCCGCCUGUUCGUCUGUGUCUUCGGCUCUGUCCACGCUUCAGUAGGCCUGAUGCAGCUCCUGUCACCGGGGCCACCCUGCACCCCCCUGUACAUAUGACUGUAAAAUGGUCCACGUGUGUAUUAUACCUGGCCUCGUUACAUAGUGUAUAUAUAUGUAUACAUAUACAUAUAUAUAAUAUAUAUGAAGACUGUAAAUGUUAAGACGACUAGUGUUCUUAUUAGUAUAUUGCUUCACACUGAAGAUUGUGUGUAUCGAGCUGUUUCUAAAAAGAUGUUUAUUUUCCUUAAGAGUUAAAAAAAAACAGUCAUUGCAUUCAGAAAAAAAAAAGUCAAUAAAGAUACGAUUGUUUUGGAAGUCUGCA
Messenger RNA from Erinaceus europaeus (western European hedgehog), 9266 nucleotides. It is a transcript of the gene RAI1, whose product is annotated as retinoic acid induced 1. The transcript has 5 exons. Gene Ontology annotation, cellular component: nucleus. Gene Ontology annotation, biological process: regulation of transcription by RNA polymerase II; circadian regulation of gene expression. NCBI's taxonomy places the organism in Eukaryota, Metazoa, Chordata, Mammalia, Eulipotyphla, Erinaceidae. Bases 2348 to 8080 code for a protein of 1910 amino acids. The record is from RefSeq and is a predicted model, not a curated record.